CGACGAUGAUGAACUGCUUUGAAGAUCUCGAUGCGUUGAGAAGAGAAUAUGACGAAGCAUUCAAGGGGUUGUUGGAUCGUGCCAAGCAUGAGCUCCAACACACAACAUCCAGCCUCGACCAUGCCAACGCAGGCAUCCAGUCGUUGCGCACUGAAAACGAAAACCUCGUGAGGCAACUUGCCGGAGCGGGUGUUCGUGCCACGCAAGUGGACGACCUUCGAACACACAUUGAGCACGUCGAGUCCCUCAAUGCAGCAUUACAGAGGCAAGGAGAGCAGCUCGCGGCACGAGAAACGGAAUACCGCCUCAAGCUUGCCGCUGCCGAACUCCAAGUGCUGGAACUGAGUGACCAGACUGCCGCGCUGAGCUACCUUCAACGCCGCGUGCAGGACCUCGAGGCUGCAAACCUCACGUUGACUCAAGACAACACGGUUUUACGCGAGAACAACACGGAAUUGAACACGAUUGCGAUGGAACUGGUAGCGCGCUUAGAAAAGGAUGAACUCCAACAUUCGAAACCACAUCAUGACGUGGAUUAAACGAUGGUGUGCAUGUUUGUAUCCGAAAUCAGGUUAACCCAGUCGAGGAGAUUGUUUC
Molecule: messenger RNA, 597 nt
Organism: Aphanomyces astaci
Lineage: Eukaryota; Oomycota; Saprolegniomycetes; Saprolegniales; Verrucalvaceae
Exons: 8
Coding region: 6-539 (177 amino acids)
Source: RefSeq, a predicted model, not a curated record